UUGGCCAAUAUCGAAAUGUGGGCUGAGCCUGGAAACACUUAUCUGCUGUUUAGUAAGAGCGUCUGUCAGGUCAGAUAUAAAGAGUCUUUAUUGGGCGCUGUUAUUACCAAUAUCAAGUUAAUUAACCGGACCACUGAAAAACAGGAAUACAACGUGAGACAAUGCUGUAGGAAAAUCUUAAAAGGCAUCAACAAUCUGGGGGUAGGUAGGUCCAGGCUACAGGCCCCUCUCUCCCCCCUCACUCUCUCCCCUCACUCUCUCCAAGCCUUUCUCCCGCCCUCUGUGGUGCCUCCCCGGCCCGGCUCAUGGACGGCCAGACAUCCUCCCCCCCCCCCCGCCCCCCCCUCCUCCUCGGCGGGGCCCCUGUGGCGGCUGAGCGAGCGCCGCAGCAGGAAGGCGGGGGCGGGAAACAUCUUCACGGGGGUAAACCUGCGCCAGCUGCAGAGGCUGUUCCGGGCGGCUGGGGACCAGGAUGCCGAGCGGCGGGCCCAGCUGGUGUGGGGCGGCGGGGACGAGGCAGAGCUGGCCCACGCCCUGGUGGAGCUCCGGACCCGGGGCCGACGCAGGGGCAUCCGGGGGGAGGGCCGCAACGUGCUGGGCUCCCAUUGGCUGCAAGCCUUCAACCACCUCAGGAUCAGGGAGAGCUCCACCUCAAGGCAGAGCAGGAACCAGGAUCCCCUGGAGGAGGCUGGGGUCAGGCCAGAGAGCCCCUCCAGGGCUCCGGGGCCCCUACCAGGGCCCUCCAGUGAGGCCCAGGGCCUACCAGGGCCCUCCAGUGAGGCCCAGGGCCUAGCAGGGGCCACAGAGGCACCGGCCCCAGCCAGGGGGGGCCCCGGGCUGAAGAAAGCAACGGAGUGUGACACUGAGCGAUACCUUCACCGCAUCAUCCACUAAGCUGCCCGUGCGGUAUCGUCUCAUGCCUUCUGGGACAGAUUAAGUUGAAGAUGUCACAAACAAACACUGUGUUUCCUUAGAUACUGGGGGCUUGGAAGCCUGAUAAGACAAGGAAUCUCAUGAGCACCAAAACACCUAACUGUUUUAAUACCUCAGAACCCCCUCCCUUCUCCCCCCUCCAACCACCAAGAACCCUUCCCCCCCCCGCACCACCACCAGGACCCCAUUCCCUGACUCACCACCACCCCCGGGACAAUGCAAUCCUACUAACCACACCCGCUACCCCCCGUCACGGCCAGAGUGGGUGAAACACGGAGCAAUGCUCAUCAGCCACAUUUACAUAUACAUAUACAUUUAGUCAUUUAGCAGACGCUCUUAUCCAGAGCGACUUACAGUAAGUACAGGGACAUUCCCCCCGAGGCAAGUAGGGUG
Molecule: messenger RNA, 1326 nt
Organism: Hypomesus transpacificus
Lineage: Eukaryota; Metazoa; Chordata; Actinopteri; Osmeriformes; Osmeridae
Gene: avpi1
Product: arginine vasopressin induced 1
Exons: 3
Coding region: 16-894 (292 amino acids)
Source: RefSeq, a predicted model, not a curated record